This is a messenger RNA of Tinamus guttatus (white-throated tinamou), 2628 nucleotides long. The record is from RefSeq and is a predicted model, not a curated record. NCBI's taxonomy places the organism in Eukaryota, Metazoa, Chordata, Aves, Tinamiformes, Tinamidae.
AUGAUACGGGCUUUCCCCUCCGGACAGGUUUCCGUGUACAGCAUAGCAGCUCCCUACCAUGCUGAGCAGGCGGCUGGACAGGAAAGUCCACAUCUUCGCUGUAGUCAGCCUUACCAAGAAGAUGUGUGUCAGAAGUAUCGUUUCCUCAAAUGGACAAGUUUGCAUUUCUGCAAAAGGUGGUUUCUAGGAGUAUUACCUGUGAUUUCUUUAAUAGUUACAGUAAUUGUGCUGGUCCUGCAGUAUUCAUUUGCAUCACCUUUUUCUGUUAUAUAUAUUGGUGGAAGUGUAGAAAUUCCUAAUUUGACAUAUACAAAUGACCUCUCUAAUCCAAAGUCCCAGAAAUUCCUCCUGCAAGCGGAAGCAAUCCAAAAUUCUUUUGCAGAGUUAUACAAGUCGUCCACUUUGGGAAAAUAUUACUUGAAGUCUGUAGUGGCUGCUUUCAGCGAAGGAGAGUCUGGACUUCGAGCUUAUUAUUGGGAUACAUUCAGGGCGCCACAAGAUGUGGUCGAUUCUCUUAAAUUAAGCUCAAAGCAACAAAAACUGAUUGGUAGUAAUAAAGCACGUCACAAGUACAGCUCUGGAGAGGAAGAUUUUGAUCUCAUUAUGAUAGAGCUUUUUGUUUCAGAUUCCAUGGAAUAUGAUGUCAUGCUAAAAUCAGCAGUAUCCUUUGACCUGUAUGCCAAGCCAGGUAACAACAGGACUCUAACUCUGGUGAAUCCCAAGAAGUCUUUUUAUCAGUGGAGGUUGCGAGUUCCUUCUAACUAUGUGGUGAGACUGGUAGUUGGUACUUUGCGUGGUGUCACUCCAGGGAGCUGUGCUUCACACCAGUUGUCAGCAUACGAUUUCCUUCUUCCUCUGCAGAACAAGAUCAUUACAAGAUGGUGUGGGCCUGUGGCCUGGACUACUCCUGGUGUACGUUUAACUUCAUCGAGUAACGUAAUGUUGCUUACCUUUUCACUGCACCGAAGAGAAGAAGGGAGCAUACUAAAAGCUCACUUUCAAGCCAUUCCUAAAAUCAUGUGCGGCGGGCAUUUUAUCUCCUGGAAUGGUACACUGAGUUCUCCUUAUUACCCAAGUUACUACCCACCAAACAUCGACUGCAGCUGGAUCAUCCAAGCACCAUUGCCUGGCUACAAACUGUCCUUAAAAAUCCUUUCAAUACAAAUUCAAGAGAAGUCUCCAGGGUCCAGUAAAUGUGACAAGGACUGGUUAGAAAUUGAUGGAAUUAGAUACUGCAAAACUAUUUCAGAAAGCAACAGAAAUAAAGAAUAUGUCUCCUCUGUUGCAAUCAACUUCCAUUCAGAUGAACUAGUCACCCACAGAGGGUUUUAUAUUGAAUACAAAGCUUUCAGUCACACAGAGUCUAGAGGAACCUCAAUGUGCUGGAGAAAUGGGCAAGACAAGAACCUCUUAAAGUUCAACAAAGAGAAGCGCAAAGUUGUCCACACCUGGGAAGGGAAUAACCCCAGGCACCAGCACACACUGGGAGUCAAUCAUCUGGACAGCAGCUUUGCACAUGAGCACUGGGAUCCUGGUGGACAAAUUGGAUCAAGUUUGCCAACAAUGCACCUGCUGGCAAAGAAGGUCAUCGGUAUCUCGCGCUACACUAGGAAGAGUCUUAGCUGUGAAUUUGCCUUUGCUCAUUCACAGCCCUUUCUUCCUCAACUUAACUGUGGCAAUGGGAAGUGUAAACACCAGUUUAAGACUUGCAAAGGUGGUGACAGCUGUGGGGACGACAGUGAUGCAAGUGACUGCUCCUACAAAAAUUGCUCCCCUUAUGCUUACAAGUGCCUCAGUGGAAAAUGUCUGCUGAAGCCUAAUCCUGAGUGCGAUGGAAUACGAGAUUGUGCAGAUGGAUCUGAUGAAACGAACUGUGCUUGUGGAAGACAGUGGUUUAAGAAAAACAGAAUUGUUGGAGGCAAAGAAGCAAGACCUGGAAAGUGGCCUUGGCAAGCAAGCUUACAGAUGGGAGCAGAUGGCCAUGUAUGUGGGGCAUCUGUUAUUUCAAACAGAUGGCUCAUAUCUGCUGCUCAUUGCUUUCUGGAUUCUGAUUCUGUAAGGUACUCUGUUCCUUCUGGAUGGAGAGCAUAUAUGGGCUUACAUACCAUUAAUGAAAACAACAAUCAUGUAGCUAUGAGAUCAAUCAAAAAGAUUACUAUCCACCCACAAUAUGACCGAUAUAUCUCAGAUUACGACAUUGCAUUGCUGGAAAUGGAAACACCAGUAUUCUUCAAUGAGCUGGUACAGCCCAUUUGUUUACCCAGCACCUCUAGAGUAUUUGUUUAUGGAACUGUCUGCUAUGUAACUGGCUGGGGAGCCAUAAGAGAAAACAGCCAUCUUGCCAAAACACUGCAGGAAGCUAGAGUGAAAAUAAUUAACCAAAGUGUUUGUAACAAACUGUAUGAUGAUCUGAUCACAUCGCGUAUGCUGUGUGCUGGGAAUCUUGAUGGUGGCAUUGACGCAUGCCAGGGAGAUUCUGGAGGUCCUCUGGCUUGCACAGGAAAGGGAAAUAGCUGGUACCUCGCUGGCGUUGUAAGCUGGGGUGAAGGCUGUGCUCGGCGCCAUCGCCCGGGAGUGUACACGAAGGUGACGGCACUUUAUGACUGGAUUCAUCAGAAUGCAGUCUGA